Cheilinus undulatus (humphead wrasse) is the source of this 2439-nucleotide messenger RNA. RefSeq names its product extracellular calcium-sensing receptor-like. Gene Ontology annotation, molecular function: G protein-coupled receptor activity. The transcript is spliced from 6 exons. The coding region runs from base 10 to 2439 and encodes 809 amino acids. NCBI's taxonomy places the organism in Eukaryota, Metazoa, Chordata, Actinopteri, Labriformes, Labridae. The record is from RefSeq and is a predicted model, not a curated record. Gene Ontology annotation, cellular component: membrane. Gene Ontology annotation, biological process: G protein-coupled receptor signaling pathway.
GGUGAUCUUAUGAUCGGAGGAGUUUUCUCCAUGAGUAGCACACGCAAACUGAGAGACAAUGACUACAAAGAAAUUCCAUAUUCAGUCUGCUCUAAGUUAAAUGACAGGGAGCUGAAGUUUGCCCGCACAAUGAUGUUUACUGUGGAGGAGAUCAACAGAGACACUAAACUGCUUCCUGGAGUAAGUCUGGGCUAUAGACUGUAUAACGGCUGUGGGAGUGAAAACCUGAUACGAGCAGCCAUAGAAGCUGUAACUAUAGAGGAUACCAGUGGCUGCAAUGGUCAGAUCCAAGCCCUCUUAGGUCAUUCAUCGUCCGGAGUAAGUGAAGACAUAAACAUCAUCCUAAGUCCGCUUUCCAUUCCACAGGUGAGCCAUCUCUCAACCUGUGCUUGUCUGAGUGACAAAAGACUGUAUCCCACAUUCUUCAGAACUGUGCCAAGUGACCGCUUCCAAAUCAUUGCUCUGGUGCAGCUUAUGAAAUACUUUAACUGGCGCUGGGUGGGGGUUAUUUACUCUGUGGGUUUGUAUGCUGAGACAGGAGUUGCUGAACUGACCAAGGAAGCAAAGAAAGAAGGCAUAUGUGUUGAAUACACUUUGCCUUUUAGUAAGACCUCUACCAAAAGGUUGACUGAUAUAGUGGACUCACUGAGGACGUCCUCAUCAAAGGUGGUCCUGUUGUUUAUGUCCUUCUAUUACACAAAGUUGUUCCUGUCAAAAAUGGAAAAUUAUAAUAUUUCUGGAAAGCAGUGGCUUGGCAGUGAGUCCUGGAUCAUGCAAGAACAGCUGGCAUCUGUUGAGAGGAAAAACAUUUUACAAGGUGCAAUGGGCUUUGCCCUCCCUGAGGCAUCCAUACCAGGUCUUGGUGAUUUCUUACUCAGCUUGAAACCUUCUGAUGAGCCAAACAGUACUAUGAUUAAAGCUUUCUGGGAGAAGUUCUUUGACUGCAGCUUUUCUCCAUCUAAUGGAUCCACUUUAUGUACUGGCUCUGAGGAUCUUAGGACCGUACACAGCGACUACACUGACGUGGCACAAUUCAGGCCUGAGAAUAAUGUGUAUAAAGCAGUGUAUCUGGUGGCGUAUGCCCUCCAUGCACUACUGCAAUGUACAAAUGGCUCAAAUCCUACAACAGGGAAGCCUUGUGUAAAUAAAAACGGAGUUGAGCCUAAGCUAGUGUUGGAACAGAUGAAAUAUGUCAAUUUUACCACACCGAAUGGAGCCAAAGUUUUCUUUGAUGAAAAUGGAGAAUCAGUUGCCCAGUAUGACUUAGUUAACUGGCAGAUGACGGAUGAUGGCUCUGUUAAAAUUGUAAACAUUGGUCAAUAUGAUACCUCUUUUCCAGAGGGAAAAAAAUUCAAACUCAAAGAUGACACAGAAGUAGUCUGGGGAGGAGACAGUGAGGAGAUUCCAAGAUCUGUCUGCAGAGAGCCGUGCCCACCUGGGACCCGUAAAGCCCUAAACAAGUUCAAGCCGGUGUGCUGCUUUGACUGCUUUGAGUGUCCCGAGGGAACAAUCAGUAACCAAACAAAUUCUCUAGAGUGUUUAACCUGCCCUCCUGAAUUUUGGCCCAAUGAAAAGAAAGAUCAGUGCCUCCCAAAGCCCACUGAAUACCUGUCUUACAAAGAGAUCAUGGGAGCUCUUUUGACUGGAUUCAGCUGUGUUGGGGUUUUUUUGUCUCUUCUGACAUCUAUCAUUUUUUUAACUCAUAAAGAGACACCCAUAGUAAAAGCCAACAACUCAGAUCUGAGCUUCCUGUUAUUAUUCUCAUUAAAGCUAUGCUUCCUGUGCUCGCUGACAUUCAUUGGACGGCCCUCUGAGUGGUCCUGCAUGCUGAGACACACAGCUUUUGGCAUCACCUUCGUUCUCUGUAUAUCCUGUGUGCUGGGGAAAACCAUAGUGGUUUUGAUGGCCUUCAGAGCUACACUUCCAGGGAGCAAAGUCAUGAAGUGGUUUGGUCCAACACAGCAGAGACUCAGUGUUCUGACUUUCACCCUCAUUCAGGUUUUGAUUUGUAUCAUCUGGCUCACAGUCAACCCUCCGUUCCCAAAGAAGAACAUGAAGUACUAUAAAGAAAAGAUCAUCUUAGAGUGCGCCCUGGGAUCAGCAGUUGGAUUCUGGGCUGUCUUGAGUUAUAUCGGACUUCUUGCUCUCUUGUGUUUCAUACUGGCUUUUCUUGCUAGGAAGCUUCCAGACAGCUUUAAUGAGGCCAAACUCAUCACAUUCAGCAUGCUGAUAUUCUGUGCAGUCUGGAUCGCCUUCAUCCCAGCAUAUGUCAGCUCUCCCGGGAAGUUCACUGUAGCUGUUGAGAUAUUUGCCAUUCUGGCAUCCAGUUUUGGUUUGCUGGUAUGCAUUUUUGUACCAAAAUGCUAUAUUAUCAUCUUCAGGCCAGAACGAAACUCAAAGAAACAUUUGAUGGGGAAAAUACCACCAAGAACUCUUUAA